Molecule: messenger RNA, 4302 nt
Organism: Rana temporaria (common frog)
Lineage: Eukaryota; Metazoa; Chordata; Amphibia; Anura; Ranidae
Gene: SNAP91
Product: synaptosome associated protein 91
Exons: 30
Coding region: 104-2929 (941 amino acids)
Biological process (GO): clathrin coat assembly; clathrin-dependent endocytosis; synaptic vesicle budding from presynaptic endocytic zone membrane
Cellular component (GO): clathrin-coated pit; extrinsic component of presynaptic endocytic zone membrane; clathrin-coated vesicle
Molecular function (GO): SNARE binding; 1-phosphatidylinositol binding; phosphatidylinositol-4,5-bisphosphate binding
Source: RefSeq, a predicted model, not a curated record
CCAUCCAUGUCACUGCUGGAAAUGGAUGGGAACAUGUCGGUGUAGCUGCAGGGUGCUGUCAUCAGAUUAGGGGGGCUUGCCAUUGUACUGAUCAGUGUUGUGGAUGUCUCUUGUCACAGGAGAGAAGAUGUCGGGACAGACGCUGACAGAUCGCAUUGCGGCCGCACAGUACAGUGUCACAGGAUCGGCCGUGGCCAGGGCAGUAUGCAAGGCGACCACUCAUGAGGUCAUGGGGCCAAAGAAGAAGCACCUGGACUAUUUGAUACAAGCUACUAAUGAGACAAAUGUGAAUAUUCCUCAGAUGGCAGACACAUUGUUUGAACGAGCAACAAAUAGCAGCUGGGUAGUUGUGUUUAAAGCCUUAAUCACAACUCAUCAUUUAAUGGUGCAUGGAAACGAGAGAUUCAUCCAGUAUCUGGCCUCUCGGAACACACUAUUUAACCUAAGCAACUUUUUGGACAAAAGUGGAUCACACGGUUAUGACAUGUCAACGUUUAUUAGGCGCUACAGUAGAUAUCUCAAUGAAAAAGCCUUCUCCUACAGACAGAUGGCAUUUGACUUUGCCAGAGUAAAAAAGGGAGCUGAAGGGGUGAUGAGGACCAUGGUACCAGAAAAGCUACUAAAGGGCAUGCCUAUACUACAAGGACAGAUUGAUGCUUUGCUGGAGUUUGACGUUCAUCCAAAUGAACUGACAAAUGGAGUUAUAAAUGCUGGAUUUUUGCUUCUUUUUAAAGACCUCAUCAAACUUUUUGCUUGUUAUAAUGAUGGCAUUAUUAAUUUAUUGGAGAAAUUUUUUGAAAUGAAGAAAAGUCAGUGUAAAGAUGCUCUAGAAAUCUAUAAGCGAUUUCUGACGAGAAUGACAAGGGUUUCAGAAUUCAUGAAGGUUGCUGAGCAAGUUGGCAUUGACAAAGGAGACAUUCCUGACCUUACACAGGAUGGUACCAUCGAUGAACCGGCUCCCAGCAGUCUCAUGGAAACUCUGGAGCAACAUUUAAAUACACUGGAAGGAAAGAAAGGCAGCAGUGACGGCUCUGGAUCACCCGUGGGCAAGUCUUCACCGGCUACUACAGUCACAUCACCAAACACUACACCAUCAAAAACUGUAGACACAUGCCCGCCUGUUGACCUUUUCUCAACCCCAAGUACAGCAUCUCCUAUAUGUUCAGCUAAACUCUCAAAUGAUCUUUUGGAUCUACAACCAGAUUACACCUCCACAGGUGGGGCAGCUGCUCCUGCAGGUGCUAGUGCAUGGGGUGAUCUUUUGGGCGAGGACUCUCUUUCUGCACCUUCUACAUCUCUUAUCUCAGAGGCUCCUCAGCUGUCUGACCCAUUUUCAGCUGAGCCCAGUGCCCUUACUGCUGCUCCCACUGAAACUCCAGCUCCUAAUGUGUGUCCCGCUCCUGCGUCUAUUAGUACUGCCAGUGCUGAGGUCGAUCUUUUUGGAGAUGCCUUUGCUGCUUCUCCCGGGGAAGCACCUGCAACACUAGAUGGGGCUGCAGCGCCUCCCACCCCUGUCCCUGUUGCAGCGGCCCUUGAUGCAUGCUCUGGACACGACCCCUUUGCCCCAUCCGAAGGUAGUGCAGAAGCUGCUCCUGAACUGGACCUUUUUGCUUUGAAGCCAGCUGAAAGCAGUACUCCUGUAGUUACCCCUACUACCACUGCAGCUGCCGCUAGUGCUGCUCUUGCAACUACUCCUUCUCCUCUUCCUCCUACACCUGCUACAGCAGUUGCUCCUACUACUACCACUACUACUACUACAACAGCUGCUACUACCACUACCACCGCUGCCACAGCAUCUGCCAGCACUACCACAGCAACUACUGCUGCUCCUGCUCUAGAUAUCUUUGGUGAUUUGUUUGAGUCUGUUUCGGAGGUGGCUGCUGCUCCUAAGCCAGAUGUUACACCUAGCAUAGACCUGUUUGGCACAGAUGCUUUCUCAUCCCCACCGCAUGGGGCUUCUCCUGUGCCUGAGACUUCCCUCACUGGAGACCUCUUGUCUGUGGAUGCAUUUGCAGCUCCAUCCCCUUUGCCUACUGCUUCACCUGCAAAGAUUGAGUCUUCAGCUGUGCUCGACUUAUUUGGAGAUGCUUUUGAAAGUGUAGCUGAAUCACAGCCUCCAACGUUGGCCCCUACUGGUACAUCCUCUUCUGCAGAUCUGUUGGCUGGAUUUGGAGGGUCUUUUAUCAGUCCAACUCCUGCACCAAUUGCCCCAGCACAGAAUAACCUCAUUCAAUCUGGCUUUGAUGCAGCAUUUGGAGCCAGUCAGCCUGCUUCUGCCUCUUCCCCUGCUGCAGCUCCGGCUCCUUCAUCAACAGGCGGCAGCUCUUUUGAUACAUCAGUAUUUGAUGGCCUAGGAGAUCUUCUUAUUCCCACCAUGACCCCUUCUUCGCAGACCCCAUCAUCUCCCCUCGCAUCAGGAAAUAAUGUCAGUGGCUCCAACAGAGGUCUCGUUAGUGACCUUGAUUCUUCUCUUGCAAGCUUAGUUGGUAAUCUUGGAAUUUCUGCCACCCCUGGUAAAAAGGGAGAUCUUCAGUGGAAUGCAGGAGAAAAAAAACUCACAGGUGGUGCCAACUGGCAGCCAAAGGUAGCUCCAGCAACAUGGGCAACCGGUGGUUCAUCAACUGCUAAUAUGCAAGGAACUGUUCCUCCAGGAAGUGGGGGACCGUCAUCAACAACUACUUCCAGUGCACAGCCAGCAGCAACAGCAGCAGCAGCAUCUGGGUUUGGUCUAGCUUCAUCAGGGACAGGGGUACCAAUGAUGCCCCAACAGCCAAUGAUGUAUGGCCAGCCUAUGAUUAGGCCGUCAUUUGCUGGAGCUUCUGUUCCUGGUGCUCCGCUAUCUCCAAGUCUGACUCCUGCUUCACAGAGCCCCAAAAAAACCCCACCAAAGGAUCCCUUAGCAGAUCUGAACAUUAAGGACUUCUUGUAAACUUGUAAGAUGCUGUUUUUUUGACAUGAGAAAUGUGAGUCUGGAGCCUUUGAAGAACAGAUUGCUGCUCAGAGUUUCAAAGUGAGCCACCAGUACCAAACCCAGUGCUUAGUUUUAUCUCUUCUGAAACGCGUAGCACAGCUGUGAAAGUAACCAUUAGAUUGUGUAUUAACCUUAGCAGUUACCCGCUACUAUAUAUCAUAUAUUUUGUUUUUUGUUUCUUUUUCUUUUCGUGUAUCUUGGUUUUCUGUGUUUUUCCAAUUUUCCAUGAGUGGAUGUGAGUUCCCCAUGCCUUCAAACGCUUUUCUGGUCCUACCUGGUGGGGGCAGAACACGCAGCUGUUUGUGUGCUGAGCAGUCUUGAGCGAUGUCUGUGUUUUAUGACUGUUUUGAUGUAUAUAAUGUUUGGACAUCCUCUGUUUCUUCUAUGAAAUAUUGUGUGAUCACACCAGAAAAACACUCCAAUACAACCCUUUUGUUUUGUGUCUGUGUGAGAAUUAACCCACAGGCCUAUCAGCUGUGAAAGCAAACAGUUUUUUUUGUGGUACUUUAUAUGUUUAUUUAUAAUUUAAAAGAUAUCUGAAAAAAAUCUCUCCACAUAUGUAAAUAUGUACUCCUAGGACUAUAAAUCAUAUCAGAAAUAUAUUUAUCUUUUUGUUUUUAAAUUUAAGUAUACAUAUAUUUUCAUUUAUUUUAUUUUUUUUGGAAGCAAGACUAGCAUACUCAUCCAUUUUCAAAAAAAUGCACUUAAGUAUUUAUUGUAGUUGCAGCAGGAUAAUAAGGUUUAUGUGGAGUGUUUCUUGUCAAAAAAUGCAAACUUAUGUAUUUAAUUUUUUUUUUUUCACAUUUUAAGUUUUAUUGUACAUUCUUGUUUUGUGUUCAUUUUUAGCAUGUUUUUUUUUUCUGAGUUUAUGGUGGGUAGUUUUUGUACUGUUUGUGGCUGAACUUCAUGCAGAUCUCUAUGGUCUAUGGUCUGCCCCUCUGUACAUAAUUUUUUUUUUGUUUUUUAUUUUUUGUUUUGCUUUGUUUUUUUUUUUGUUUUGUUCCCCACACUUAACUUUUGUGCUGACAGCUUGGCUUUAAGGUUUUGGUGCAUACAAACAAGGUCACUGUUGAUCAGUGUUACAAGUGGCUUGGCAGCUGUCUGUAAGAGUUCAUUGGAUAGGGAUUAUGUUCACCUGUUGUAAGUCUUAACAUUUAAUUAUUUGAUGGUUGUAUCUGAAUUUACUGUGGGGAUAAUAUACACUCUAAAUGAGGAUAAAAAUAUUUACAAUUUCAAAAUGGCUAUCCUUUGUAUCUUGGUUAAAAAACCCAGUGCAUGUAUGCCCUGUGAGAUGCAAUAAACACCUUGAACAGAAGCAAAUGAAAACUAAA